AUGGCAAAGAGCCCGGGCGGAUUCUGGUUGGUCUACUACAAAACACACCGCGUUCUUCGGGACAGGCAGGCAACACCUCUCCUCGGCCCCGAAGAGCAUGAUCGCGCAGAAAUGCUGGAUUGUCAAACUACCCAAUGGAUAAUGGUACAUACCUACUAUUUCGACCAACUCUGCCCACCAGAUGUUUCUCUUGAGAGCUUCGGAAAAAUACUGGCCAACCUACGGAGUAGAGGCAGCCAAACCGAGGGAGAGACGCGCAUUCUUUUCCACAUCUUGCAGAUCAAGAAAACGAAUACACUUCCUUCCGGACAUCGACCGAUGCUCGUCGACACGGAGUGCCAUAACUCCGAGACCCGUGACCAAGGGGACAACAACAAAUAUGCGAAAACCGGAGUGAUCUUGAGUCAAAUCGGCUACUACUCGUCAGAAGUCCAGCUGAGAACCCCGGAAUAA
This is a messenger RNA of Aspergillus eucalypticola CBS 122712, 453 nucleotides long. RefSeq lists its product as uncharacterized. The coding region runs from base 1 to 453 and encodes 150 amino acids. The transcript is spliced from 3 exons. Lineage: Eukaryota; Fungi; Ascomycota; Eurotiomycetes; Eurotiales; Aspergillaceae. The record is from RefSeq and is a predicted model, not a curated record.